AUGGCGGGUAAAUGGUAUUUCACAAAAAAAGAGUUGCGUAAAUCACCGAGUGCCAGAGUGGGUAUCAGUGCAAAGCAAGAACAAGAUUACAAACGACAGGCUGCGUGUCUGAUAAACGACAUGGGCCAACAGUUGAAAGUUUCUCAGUCAUGUAUCAAUACCGCAACUAUUUACAUGCAUAGGUUUUAUGCAUACCACCCGCAAUCAAAGUUCAAAAAGUGUUCAGUUGCAUGUGCAACUUUGUUCCUGUCUGCAAAAGUUAAAGAAACACCUUUAAGACCAAAAUUUGUGAUUAAAACUAUGUACCAGUGCUUGGAUAAAAAUUCUAAGCAGAUCAAUAUACAUUCAGAAAACUUCAAGGAAAAAGUUAAUGAAUUACUUUUCGACGAAUUAAUUUUAUUAACGACUUUGGGAUUUGUGACUGAAAUUGAACACCCCCAUGCUUAUGUGAUCGAGUUUUGUCAAAAGUUGAACAUGAGUAAAGAAUUUUCGCGGCUUGCUGACAAAAUAGCGACUCAUUGUCUCCAAUUGACUUCAAUGUGUUUAAGGUACAAACCCAAGGACAUUGCAAUUUUUUGUGUUCAUCUGACGAUUAAAUGGUCUCAUUUCAAGAUCCAGGAAAUCGUCGAUGGAAAAUCUUGGCUCCAGCGCUUGAAUUCCAAGGUCACUGAUCAACUUUUAUGGAAAAUGGAAAAAGAGUUUAAAAGUAUCUUGGACACAUGUUCGUCACGGAUUCAAACUCGAGUCAUGGAUCUUUUUAAGAAAAAUUCCGUGCCUCCGGCUUCGAUUCAAAAUAAAACGUCUGAUAGGUUGUUUAAAGGUAAAAACUCACUUCAGCGGUCAAUAAUUAGUUUCCACGAUUAUCUUGUUAGAACAAAGAACCAAAAAUUAAAUAAUAAUAAUAAUAAUAAUAAUAAUAAGGCUUUUGAGACAUCUUUAGAUAUAUCUGUAAGGUCAGUGCCAAUAUCAAAUGAGCCUGUAACACCAAGUGUAAGAAAUUCAUUAUUUGGAAUUCGCGGCACUAUCAGCAGAAACAGCCGUAAACGUAAGAGUAGUUUAGAUUUAAAUAAUAUAUCCACUCCAGCUAAAAAAUUCAAGCCGAGUUGA
This is a messenger RNA of Cotesia glomerata, 1107 nucleotides long. RefSeq names its product cyclin-T1-like. Gene Ontology annotation, cellular component: cyclin/CDK positive transcription elongation factor complex; nucleus. Gene Ontology annotation, biological process: positive regulation of DNA-templated transcription, elongation; regulation of transcription by RNA polymerase II. Lineage: Eukaryota; Metazoa; Arthropoda; Insecta; Hymenoptera; Braconidae. The record is from RefSeq and is a predicted model, not a curated record. Gene Ontology annotation, molecular function: cyclin-dependent protein serine/threonine kinase activator activity. Bases 1 to 1107 code for a protein of 368 amino acids. The transcript has a single exon.